Molecule: messenger RNA, 1281 nt
Organism: Lachancea thermotolerans CBS 6340
Lineage: Eukaryota; Fungi; Ascomycota; Saccharomycetes; Saccharomycetales; Saccharomycetaceae
Gene: ORC6
Product: origin recognition complex subunit 6
Exons: 1
Coding region: 1-1281 (426 amino acids)
Biological process (GO): DNA replication
Cellular component (GO): nuclear origin of replication recognition complex
Molecular function (GO): DNA binding
Source: RefSeq, a predicted model, not a curated record
AUGUCUACGCAGCAGGUGAGGAGAUGUGUGUGUGACAUUUUGAGUAUUGAGUUUGAUGAUCCAAAGAACGAUUGGUCUCAAGGUCGACUGAAGAAGUUGCAAACUACAACUUCAACACUAUACAAUGUCUCACUAUCAAAGGUGAUGCUAAAGCAACAUGAGGAAACUGCCAGAGGACAUCUUUGUGCGUUCAUUGCUGCCGAGAAACUCUCAGAAAAGUAUGAGCCUGACCUGCGAUACAGAAGAGACAAAAUCCCGCUGGAGCCGCGGCAGGCAACCAAGCUUCUUGAUAUUCUUAAAAGUUCGAUUUUGACGAGCUCGCCAGUCAAAAGCAUCGGGUGGUCGCCAAGUCCUGUGAAACAAAGGAGCCCUGUGAAAAAUGGAGGCCGUUUCACGGCCAUGGACCCCAAAGAGAUGAGAAAACAACUAUUCGGUACCCCCACUAAAGCAAACUUGCCGCCAAAAGCAUUAGAAAAUCAACAAACAGCGUCUCCGGAGCCAGCAACUGAGGACGAAGCAAACAAAAUACGAACUACUCGAAGAAAGCUGACUUUUGAGGUUGAAGACGCAGAAGAUGAAAGAGAUCUCACUCUGGCUUCAAGAAAGGUUAACUCAGCUAGUAGCGGAGAAGGUGAGGUUAGAGAGGGUACACGGUAUGCUGAAGUGGAGAAUUCAAGUAUGCCUGUAACUCCUCGCAAGAGAAGUGCGUCAGCUAGCGCAAAAACCCCAUCUCCAAAGAAAAGGCGGAUCCCGGAUCGUGGUGAUGCCCCAAACAGUGCACGCGCAUGUCUCCUUUACAAAAAGUACUACAAAAUGACUGCCGCCGAGAUCGUUGAGUUGUGUAACCAUUUCGAAAUUCCAAGCGACCUAGCAUAUCGCAUUCUUGAUCAAUUCUUUGAACACGCAACUUACCUAGUGUUUCCAUUUCAGCUGGUCUGUGGUCUGAUCCUGAAUUGUUGCCAAGUCAUUUUCAAUGAGAAAAGACGAAAAGAUCCAAGAGUGAAUGAGUACCUAUACCAGAAAAUGUCAUUGUUAAUGAAAACCAACGACGUUACGGAAAUAAAGGAAUCAAUGCGAAUUGUGCGUGAACUCAUUGAUGGCGAAAAGUGGUAUCGCAAUCUCAAAGUUCAAUAUGACUACUUCGAUGGGGUUGUUUAUGAGGAAGCCAUAGCGAUAAGACUUGGCAACAUGCUUCAGCGCGCUACCAACAUAGCGACUGACGAGCAAUUUGAAAUUUGGAAGCACAACAUAAUAACUGACAUUUCACUAAGAGACGGAUAG